UUUAGUUUUGAAAAGAAAAAGUCAUAACCAAACACUCUCAAUAAAUUCAAACUUGAUCAAACUUCUCUUUUAUUAUCAUCUCUCUGGAGCAACACAACUGUAAUGGCAGAACAAGAUCUCAAUAACAGGAGCAACACGAUACCAAUUAUAGGAUCUGAGUUUGUUCGUCCUCAGCCUUCAGAUCUUACCAUCAUCGGAGACACGGUGAAGGAUGCCAACGGAAACAAAGUAUUCAAAGUCAAAACGCCUCUCUUCGGUCUCCACAACAAGAGGAUUUUGCUUGAUCCUAACGACUCUCCCAUCGUCACCAUGAAAAUGAAGGUGACUAGUAAGCACGAUCGAUGGCAAGUGUAUAGAGGAGGUGAUUUAGAUGAUAAGAUAUUCACGGUUAAAAGAUCCUCAUCGGUCCAACUAAAAACAAGAAUUGAAGUAUUCUUGAAACAUAACCAGACCAAAGAAGCGUCUUGUGAUUUCACUAUUAAAGGUCGGUUUAUGAAGCGUGCAUGCACAAUCUAUGUUGGAGAUUCAACGAAGAAAGUAAUCGCUCAGGUACAUGAAGGAGAUGAGAGACUAGUGGCUACGGUUUACCCUAAUGUCGACUGCGCUUUUAUUGUUACACUUAUCUUUAUAUUUGACCUCAUUAAUAUGGCUGGAACUGGGGUAUGAUUGUUAUUUUGAGAGCAAGUGUGGUCUUCGUAUGUGUAAGAGAGUGUAAUAUUGUCAUACAUUUGUGUGUGUUUUACAUGUGUAAAUGUCAAUCACCACUA
Messenger RNA from Brassica oleracea var. oleracea, 767 nucleotides. Its product is annotated as protein LURP-one-related 13. The record is from RefSeq and is a predicted model, not a curated record. Bases 103 to 666 code for a protein of 187 amino acids. The transcript has 3 exons. NCBI's taxonomy places the organism in Eukaryota, Viridiplantae, Streptophyta, Magnoliopsida, Brassicales, Brassicaceae.